Messenger RNA from Fusarium odoratissimum NRRL 54006, 3852 nucleotides. RefSeq lists its product as uncharacterized. Lineage: Eukaryota; Fungi; Ascomycota; Sordariomycetes; Hypocreales; Nectriaceae. Gene Ontology annotation, cellular component: cytoplasm. Gene Ontology annotation, biological process: ubiquitin-dependent protein catabolic process. The transcript is spliced from 2 exons. Gene Ontology annotation, molecular function: ubiquitin protein ligase activity. Bases 271 to 867 code for a protein of 198 amino acids. The record is from RefSeq and is a predicted model, not a curated record.
UGCCCUGUCUGCAGCUUUAACUGCACAACUGUGGCGCCCCUGCACACUUCGAAGCAGGGGUCCAGUUCUCCACUCACUCAUUUCUUACCCCACAACUCAAGAGCUCUCUCUCGACUUGCGACAGCAUCUCUGCCUGCGUCUGACCGUUACACAACAACGUCUUGACGCCAGCGCGCCCUCUCUUCUCCCAACACAUUAUUCUUGCUUUCCUCUCUCAAUAUUUACCCCAGCAGCGAACGAACAAUCAAACGCAGUUUUCCAGGAUUCACAAUGGCUACUCAGUACGAAGUCGAACACAAUGUCAAGUUUGCUGAAGGCCGCCGUUCAGGCCGUCGCGUAGACAUGUCAUCAUUCUUCUCCCUCCUCGAUCAGAUCGCCGAACCUUCAGGCGACCAAACUCCUCAUCACAACCCACACGCCACGCCCACCCCCGUCGACACGGCUGCUCUCUUCCGCCUCCUCCAGGAACAGCUACACCAGCUGCACACCACCGCUCCUACAGACGAUAACCGAGACUUUCUCGAGUCUCUGAUAAUGAAUCUCGAAGAUGAUAUCAACGAUCCUCCCACUCGCCUGCAUGGGGUGUCGCAAGAGUUUGUCGACUCAAUCGACCGUGUCAGUCGCAAAACCCUCAAGAAGGAUGACGACUGCGCCAUCUGUAAGGUGCCCUAUUUAGAAGACGAAUAUUGCCUCGUUGUUGAGCUCCCAUGCAAAGGAGGGCAUCGAUUUGAUCUCGAGUGCGUCGGACCUUGGUUGCGCAGCAAGGGUACAUGUCCCAUGUGCCGUCAAGACUUGGGGAAGAAGAAGGAGGUCCCUGCCGUGCAGGAUGACGAGGAGGAGGAGGACGGCGACAUGAUGUACGCCUAGGCAUUGGCGCGUUAGUAGUGAUAUGCAUAGCCUGGCGUCGGGAGUUUGAGCCACUAUGGGCUUGAUGUUUUCAUGGCAUGAUGAAUGUGACCACAGUUUGCUAAUGCAUCCUGCACUUCCCCGGGAUCUUGGCGCAUUACACGCCACCCAACCAUUUAACUACAUUUGCUUGCUCUUCCCAUAUUGAUGCUAGAAAGAUUUUAUACUCCUGGCGCUUUUGAUCUAUCUCAUACGACAUGUAUUGGCCUGCUUCGAACAGUCUGUCCUGCAGACUUCUCUGGUCAGACCCAAGUUCUCUCCGCAGUACUUUGAGCCUCUUUUUCCAGGAUCCCCAUCUUUCUCUGGGAAUUGCGCCCUGCCUGAACGGCCACUGUGCUAAAUGCCCUGCCCACAAUGUUUCGAUAAACCCAAUCCGAAAAUAUAGCUGUGAGCCGGCUGCUAUGAUCCAUUCACAGGCCCCAAGAAUAUAGCAUCAAACAUCCGUGGCCCAAGUGGUAAUGGAUCUUCUAGCGCUUGUUUCAUGACGUUGGAGGAAGGUGAGUCACCUCGCAAUAUACUUUUGGCAACGAGACAAGCAUAAAACAAUUGAAAAGACACCCACCCACUAUACGUUCGACGCAGGCAAGUGUCGUCGGGGGGGACUAAGUAAUAGCCAGCGGGACUCUCAAGAGGUUUCGGCGAAGGGGAAGCCCAGGAACAUGCCAUUAGAAACUUCUAGAAAAAGCCUUUGCGGCCCUGGUAAGCCUUUCCAGACACAAAUCCCUUGGGGGUCAGAUGGUUUUGUGUGCUGUUGCCCGAGGACAUCUAUCGUGCGUACAAGGAGAUCCAUACGUUCAUCCUCAACCGGAAUCCGUCGAGGAACUUCUCGGAAAACUUUCCAGACUGCAGUCAGGAAUAUUUUAGAAGAAGAACAAGAAGAUAUGCCAGCUUGGGAGUUGAGGAUUUGAGACGCAUGUUCCUACCAUAGCUCUUCCAGUUCAUCAGCGAGCUUCUCUGCCUCGGCGUCAAGCCGUUGGCCCUCCGUAGAUUGGUUCGAUCCAGUUCCCGACCUACUUCUACUAGGAUCUGGUCCACUUUGGUCAACGGCUUGAUCUGAGAUGCCGUCUCCAGUAUUCAAGGCUCGAUCGAAUGUGUUGACUAUGCCGAAGUGCAACUCGUUAAGUUCGUCAUCGGCUACCAGAUCUCCUAGGGAGAUGUGACAUUGUGAUGUUUCGAGGGUUUCCAUGACGUUCGUUUACUUGUUGAAUGAUAUUUCGAUGACCGAUGACGAACAUUGAACUUAACUCGAGUGGUAUUGAAUGAUUAUCAAACUCGGAACAAUAACGCGAAUUGCCCAAGACAGAUGUCAUUUUGGGCUUGAUAGCUGAAUCAAGCAAGACGAGGUUCUGUCAGCUGGGAGCUUCCUUCGACAUUUGUGCAGUUGCUGGUCUACUACCUAAGGUACUCAGGUAAGUAGUCGUUGUGACUGUCCGUGAUAUCCAUGGGUGGGAGUGCCGUAGCAUUUCGCAGCUGAUUUAUUCUCCUAUCAAUCACAUUCAAUCAUUUUCCGAGCACUCAUUGAAAUAAAAAUUCCACGUCUUUCAGGCGCUGAGGUUGUUGUUGUAGGCUUCCCCCCCCCCCCCCAAUUAUCUAUAUAUGCAAUUAAGCCUCCGAGCUUUUCUUCUGAUGAACGAAUAGGUAAUACAUAUGCCAUCAUAAGGAGUACACGAGAUACAGUUCAUAGACACUGUUGACCUCUCGCUUCAUUUUCCCACUUCUUACUUGGCCUUGGGCAGAUCUCCCUUCUUGGGCGCACUUCCACUUCCGCUGGAUCCUCCCUUUGAGAUCUCUUCUCCAGCACCCUUGGUCUUAAUUGUUUUCUCAUCACCCAUGGGUGUGCUAAGCUCUUGGUUCGCACCACUCGCGUUCAGGGCGUCUUCUCCCUCUCGACCCUUAGAUUUGGUCCUCUCCCUGGUCUUGUCGGCAGCUUCCUCAGGCCGUGUCGUGUUAGGGUCAAAGGCAAUGUCUGCGUGCUCAGAGGCAACUUGCUCGUCCGUUCCUGACUUUGUGUUCUCAUUCACAACUGGGCGCAGAGAUUCUCUGUCCUGAUCGUGCUUAUACGGCAUCUGCAAGCGUGUUGUUGUGUGAAAAGGGCGGAUGGUGGUUGCGGUUGUACGGAGGACAUUGCGGAAGAGAGACAUGGCGACGGACGAUGAAUGGACGAUAGACGUGGGUUUCUGGUAGAAACUGAGCUUAAGGUGAUGUUAUAGGUGAUCUGUGUAGUCUUCUGAAGCAGUUGAAAGGUGUAUAUGGCAAGUUCUGGGCUUCCAAUGUAGCUCAAAUUGGAGUGAUGUUAUUUCAACUACGUCAUCAAGCAUCAUACUCUAAGCGAUCUCAGUCGUCAUGAUUUGUAGAUAGACUAACCUACACCAUACCUAGGCGAUGAUCGUAUAAUGAAAGAACUGGGGAUUUUUUAAAUACUCGUGAUUGAAAUUUGACACUUAAUUAUGAGUAAAAAUUCUGAUGGAGUAAUGGCGUUGGGAAUUCUUCUGGCAGGGCUGGAGCACUCCCUCCGGUAAACCAGGGUACCUUAUCCAUGAUGAGAUAUGAUUUGUUCAGACAGCAGAGGUUAGAGGUUGACGUCGAGUCUCCUGCACCCUAUCAUUUGAGAUAUCCAUCUGAUCGGUAGUUGAACGAUCAUGACUGCCGUCGAGGUAGGAUCCAUAACGUAGGGAUUGGAAGUCAGUUGACUGCCGAAUUUCGCUUGCACAGCGAACAACAACGAAAUAAAGUUAUCGACUGAAACGAGAUCGCCGUCUAGUCCGGCCAGUCGAAAAAAAAGAUCUUCUCCUCUGAUCAAAUAAUACGAAUAUAACUCAGUAAGCAAACUAUCUUCCUGUAUUGUCUCAGAGUUUCGGCCUGCAGAUUGACUAUUCAUACCUGGGCAUACAAAAGAAGAAAGAUUGUGAGAUAUCCACUAGAAUAAGGCUUGCGCAACUUGCUCAA